This is a messenger RNA of Merops nubicus (carmine bee-eater), 294 nucleotides long. Its product is annotated as beta-keratin-related protein-like. Bases 1 to 294 code for a protein of 97 amino acids. The transcript has a single exon. The record is from RefSeq and is a predicted model, not a curated record. Lineage: Eukaryota; Metazoa; Chordata; Aves; Coraciiformes; Meropidae. Gene Ontology annotation, cellular component: intermediate filament. Gene Ontology annotation, molecular function: structural constituent of cytoskeleton.
AUGUCCUGCUACGACCUGUGCCUGCCCUCCUCCUGCCCCCGGCCCCUGGCCACCAGCUGCAGCCAGCCCUGCUUCCGUCGCUGCGGGGACUCCACGGCCAUCAUCCAACCCCCCACCGUGGUGCUCACCCUGCCCGGGCCCAUCCUCAGCUCCUACCCCCAAAACACGACGGUGGGCUCCACGGCCUCGGCGGCGGUGGGGAGCUACCUGAGGUGCUGCGGGGUGCCCAUCGCUUCCAACGGAGCCCGGGGGCUGGCCAAGGCUGGACUCUUGUGCCUGGGCAACGGGCUGUAG